Messenger RNA from Paracoccidioides brasiliensis Pb18, 180 nucleotides. RefSeq lists its product as uncharacterized. The record is from RefSeq and is a predicted model, not a curated record. The transcript has 2 exons. The coding region runs from base 1 to 180 and encodes 59 amino acids.
AUGUCUUCCCCAGUCGAAGUUGACGGUGGGUCUGCCACGCGAACCUUGGGUUGGUUGGACGGACAAACCUGGAAUAGAUGCAGAGAAGCUACUGAAAGCGCUCCCGUAAAUGCCCCCAGAGACCCCCCAGAGGAGCAGAACAUUGUUCUCAGCUGUCUUGAGUCCGACAGUCGCCAUUGA